AGAAAUAUAUUUUUUGUUUCUGCCUGAAUAUGUUUUAAAUUCAUUUAUGUUGUAAAACCUAUCAUAAAAGCGAUACAUUUAAGAGUUUAUAAAUAUAUCAGUUAAUGUGUUUGUCAAUUUAUUUUAACGAUUGGAAAUGUAGUGCCUUAUUGGACUGUUUGUGUAUUUUUUCCUUUGGGUAGGAAGAAUUUUAUAGCAGCGGAUGAUCUCAUUGACGUUCUGUCAUUACGUUCUUUUUAGUUAGAUCUUGAUCGUUUUGUUAAUAAACGUUUUGAGUCCAAUGACCUUGCGGCUUAAAAAUAAAAAUCAUACAAAUAAUCAACCAAAAUGAAGAAACAAUUUUAUAGAGUGAAACAACUUGCAGACCAAACGUUUUCAAGAUCAGGAAAAGGAGAGGCCCUAACAGAUGAACUACAUACUGCUGACAGGAAAGUGGAAAACUUGCGAAAUGCUUUACAGCUUGUUAGUAAAAGGCUUUCGACAGGUGCCGGAAAUACACAAGGUCAAGAUCCAGCUGCCAGAGAGAAAAGACUCAAAAAGCUUCCAGAGUAUUUAUUGGGCUUGUCCUUGUGUGAAGCUAGCAACUUUGAUGAUGAUGACAGUAUUUUAAAAUUCAUAUUAUAUGAAUGUGGUAAAACUGAGAAGUUCUUGGCAAACGAAAUAGCUGAACAUGAGUUAAAAGUGGAACAGUUGGUAUGUGCACCUUUAACGGUAAUCAGUGAUCAUGAUCUACCAGCAAUAAUGAAAGCCAAAAAACAACUCAGCAGGCUAAUUAGUGAGAAAGAGUCCGCAGCAAGUAGAUACAAUCAUUUAGAUAAACAAAAAGAGGAAAAUCCCACAAAACUAGCAGCAGCCCGAGAGGAACUUGAAGAAGCUGGCACAAAAGUAGAGUCUGCACGAGAUGCUCUUGCCGCGGAUAUGUUUGCCCUUGUAGCCAAAGAAGCUCAGCUUGCUCACACUCUACUGCAAUAUGUUAAAUUACAGCGAGCUUACCAUGAAUCUGCCCUACACUCGCUACAAGAUACAGUACCAGAGUUGGAAAAGUUUAUCAACGAUAGUUCUGUGAAACCAGUUUUUGGAUAUCCAUUGGAGGAACACUUGCGGGUUACUGGGCGCACCAUUGCUUUUCCUAUCGAGCUAUGCGUCUGCACAUUGCAUGAAUUGGCAUUACAUGAGGAGGGACUCUUCAGAAUAGCUGGUGCAACAUCAAAAGUGAGAAGAAUGAAGCUUUCACUCGAUGCGGGGUUGUUCAGUGUGCCUUUACCACCGGAUUACAGAGAUAUGCACGUUGUGGCGUCAGUACUCAAGUCAUACUUGCGUGAACUGCCUGAGCCUCUACUGACAUAUAGGCUUUAUGAGAAUUUUAUGAAUGCGUCACGACAACCGACAGAACAGGCCAGACUUAACGCCCUAUGGGAGUGUAUACAUUUACUGCCCGAUGCUAAUUACCAAAACCUUAGAUACCUAAUAAAAUUUUUGUCCGCUUUGACACAAAACCAAAAUAAGAACAAAAUGACGCCUUCAAAUCUGGCCAUCGUGGUGGCUCCCAACUUAUUGUGGGCCGCUGAUGAGAGCACUUUCGAUAUGAAUAUCACAACAGCUGUCAACUGCGUCGUGGAGCUCCUAAUUAAACACGCAGACUGGUUCUUCAAGGACGAAGUUAACUUUUUUAUUUCAUUCACCAAAGAAGAUUUGCUACCAGGCCUAUACCAAGACGGUUUCACCCCUAAUUUCGGCCACGGAUACAAUCAAACCGCCGCCCUCGCUCAAGAUCAAUCUAACGGCGAAUACAGCAGCAUGAGCAAAUCCAUGUUCGAUUAUAACCACCACUCAGAACAGGUCAAGUACAGUCAGGUCAAGGUCGCGGCCGACGGUCCCGGCCGACAUUCACGGAGCAACAGUCACGACACCAGCCUCAUCUUAUUAGAAAGUGACAUCAAGAAGGCACAGUCCAAUAGUUCCCUCUCCGACCAAUCCAGCCCGCCCCACGGAAGUCCCAAACCAAUAACGAGGCGGAAAAACAAACCUCUCGCUCCGGUCCCGCCAAAUUUUACUCCAGACAAAAACAAAAAAACGGAUACUCAAACGCAGACGACAGCUCAAAUUCAAGCCGAAACUACGCGAGAGAUACAGCCCGCAGCGAAAACCGAAGUCGAGAAGCCGGCCAAGCCACCGAGACCAGUCAUAUCCGACACUGGCAAGGUAAUAACCGGGGUGCAGACGAUCAACCGGUCCACGUAUCGGCAGAACAAGGCGCUCAAGGAGGAGGCCGCCCGCGAACUCGUGUCAGAUGCGCGGCGCCAGAGUCUCGAGCUAGAGCGAGACGGAACGGAGCUCUCGCGAGCCGACUGCACCCUUGUCGUGCGUAACCUCACCGCGCACACCGGGGUCGUCGGCCGUAUGAAGGUGGUCGGAGACGCCCGCUCCCCCCUCCUUGCUGGCAAGCAGCCCCCGCCUCGACCCGUAGCGGCACCGCGCACUCUCGUACCUGUAGCGACGGACCUCGACGCAGACGUCACCCUGCGCAACAAGCCUGCCGUGCCCGAGCGGCCGGCCACACUGCGGCCCCAAAGCUUCCGCGCGCCUCGGGGUUCUUCUUCCUCUGACGUGGAAGUCGCGCCGACCGUGCUCGAGCGGACGCACAUCUACACAGUGGACAAACAACAACCGACUGUGAUCCAGGUGGGCGGCGGCGACGAGGCUCCGCGGGCGACUGUGCAGCGCACGCACAGUUCCGGCGGUAAGGACGCAGAGCUCGACGAGGGCAAGGGUCUGAGUGCGAGCCGGCAGCUGUCGCAGUCGGAAGGCAGUAUCGCCGAGUCUCCGUCGCCGCGCGCACGCCCGGCGCGGCCGCAGGUGCCAGCGCCACCGCCGCCGGUGUCCGUCUCCUCGCCGGAGUCCGCCCCGCCGGCGUCCCUCUCGCAGCCGGAGUCACUCCCACCGGCGGCGUCCGUUGCGCUGCAGGAGAGCACAAACUUGUAGAGAGGUGCUCGCCGCGCUGAUAUCGCACGAGACUGAUGUUUGCUUUUAUCCUCCACUGACGAAGUCAUCGGAUUUCGGCUGAGGAAGGGUAUAAGAGCUAAAAGUAUUUUCUUACGUCGAUCGAGUAUUAUGUAUUUAUUUAGAUUACAAGCGAUAGCCUAAAUUAACGUUCGCCGAGUCGUCCGUAGCAGACUGAUGUUUAUUUUGCUCUUUUUUGUGCACGAGCAGUACGCUUAUUAUCACGCGUUAUAUUCCGUGUUUCUUGCAAUUACACUCUGAAACAUCGUAAAUUAGUAGCGUAGACAAAAUUACAAUUAAUGUUUGUGAUAUUAGAAGGUAAAUUCGAUGCCGUACAGGCAGGACCGCCGGCCCGUGGCGGGGAAGGCUGCACAAAUAUCACAUCUAAGACGUCUAGCCAUAUUUUUAUAAUCAGAUAGGUAUUUUUCAAACGUGCACUACGCGAGCAACGGAAUCAGUGAAUAUUAUUAAUUUUAGUAUUAAGAAUGUUAUAUAGUAUUUACGAUGUUUUAUGUGAUACGCAUUUUAUGAAUAUACUGCAAGUAUACCUAGCUUCUGUUGUAAGGAAUAAAAUAAUAACACAAAGUC
Molecule: messenger RNA, 3588 nt
Organism: Bombyx mandarina (wild silkworm)
Lineage: Eukaryota; Metazoa; Arthropoda; Insecta; Lepidoptera; Bombycidae
Product: rho GTPase-activating protein 44
Biological process (GO): regulation of actin cytoskeleton organization; signal transduction; regulation of Rac protein signal transduction
Cellular component (GO): cytoplasm; intracellular anatomical structure
Molecular function (GO): protein binding; GTPase activator activity
Source: RefSeq, a predicted model, not a curated record